This is a messenger RNA of Arvicanthis niloticus (Nile rat), 4583 nucleotides long. It is a transcript of the gene Armc8, whose product is annotated as armadillo repeat containing 8. Gene Ontology annotation, biological process: proteasome-mediated ubiquitin-dependent protein catabolic process. Gene Ontology annotation, cellular component: GID complex. Gene Ontology annotation, molecular function: protein binding. The record is from RefSeq and is a predicted model, not a curated record. NCBI's taxonomy places the organism in Eukaryota, Metazoa, Chordata, Mammalia, Rodentia, Muridae.
UCUGACCCCAGCCGAGAGUAGCUGCUGUUUCUGAGAGGACGAUUCGUAAGCCAGGGUCCGGCGCGGUUUCCCAAUUCCUCGCCCUUCUGCCCGGCCCUUCGGUGCUCGAGCGCCUGGGGCGCGGUCGGUUCUGGGCAGCUUGCCUCACUUUCCAGAGAGGCGUCGGCUGCUGUCCCCAUAGGUGGCUGUCGAAAGUGCCGGCCGCGCGCCGGCGCCGGCAGCAGCCGGGUGGGAAGGCUCAAGAUGGCGUGCCUGUUGGAGACCCCAAUCCGCAUGAGCGUCCUCUCGGAGGUAACAGCUAGCAGUCGCCACUAUGUUGACAGGCUAUUUGACCCUGAUCCCCAGAAAGUUCUCCAAGGUGUCAUAGACAUGAAAAAUGCUGUAAUUGGAAACAAUAAACAGAAAGCCAACCUCAUCGUUCUAGGAGCUGUUCCAAGAUUGUUGUAUUUGCUUCAACAAGAAACCUCAAGCACAGAACUGAAAACUGAAUGUGCAGUGGUGUUAGGGAGUCUUGCGAUGGGCACUGAAAAUAAUGUCAAGUCUCUACUAGACUGCCAUAUUAUCCCUGCCUUACUACAAGGACUACUGUCCCCAGACCUGAAGUUCAUUGAAGCUUGCCUCCGAUGCCUACGGACAAUCUUCACCAGCCCCGUCACUCCAGAGGAGCUAUUGUAUACAGAUGCCACGGUGAUACCACACCUCAUGGCGCUGCUGAGCAGGUCCCGCUACACCCAGGAAUAUAUCUGCCAGAUCUUCUCACACUGUUGCAAAGGGCCAGAUCAUCAAACAAUUUUGUUUAAUCAUGGGGCAGUACAGAACAUUGCUCAUCUCCUAACCUCACCCUCUUACAAAGUUCGAAUGCAAGCACUGAAAUGCUUCUCAGUCUUAGCCUUUGAAAAUCCCCAGGUAUCGAUGACCCUGGUAAACGUUUUGGUUGAUGGGGAAUUGUUACCACAGAUGUUUGUGAAGAUGUUACAGAGGGAUAAGCCUAUUGAGAUGCAACUCACAUCAGCAAAAUGUUUAACUUACAUGUGCAGAGCUGGAGCAAUUCGCACAGAUGACAGCUGUAUUGUAUUAAAAACUUUGCCUUGUUUGGUUCGAAUGUGCAGUAAGGAGAGAUUACUAGAGGAGAGAGUUGAAGGAGCUGAGACCCUCGCCUAUCUGAUUGAGCCAGAUGUUGAGCUGCAGAGAAUCGCUAGCAUAACCGAUCACCUCAUUGCCAUGCUGGCUGACUAUUUCAAGUAUCCCAGCUCAGUGAGCGCCAUCACUGACAUUAAAAGGCUUGAUCACGACUUAAAACAUGCCCAUGAACUCCGCCAGGCUGCAUUCAAGCUCUAUGCCUCUCUUGGAGCAAAUGAUGAAGACAUCCGGAAGAAGAUCAUUGAGACUGAAAAUAUGAUGGACCGAAUUGUGACUGGCUUGUCUGAGUCUAGUGUCAAGGUGCGGUUAGCUGCUGUCAGAUGUUUGCACAGUUUAUCCAGAUCUGUACAACAGCUUCGAACCAGUUUCCAGGAUCAUGCGGUGUGGAAACCUUUAAUGAAGGUUUUACAAAAUGCACCCGAUGAAAUCCUAGUAGUAGCAUCUUCCAUGUUAUGUAACCUUCUUCUUGAAUUUUCUCCAAGUAAAGAGCCCAUUUUGGAAUCAGGAGCUGUCGAGCUGCUCUGUGGGUUGACACAGAGUGAAAACCCUGCUCUACGAGUGAACGGGAUUUGGGCUUUAAUGAAUAUGGCAUUUCAGGCGGAACAAAAAAUAAAAGCAGAUAUUUUACGAAGUUUGAGUACUGAACAGCUAUUCCGGUUAUUAUCAGAUUCUGAUAUGAACGUGCUGAUGAAGACAUUGGGACUUCUUAGAAAUCUCCUCUCCACUCGGCCUCAUAUAGAUAAGAUAAUGAGCACUCACGGGAAGCAGAUUAUGCAAGCUGUCACUCUGAUCCUGGAAGGGGAGCAUAGCAUCGAAGUCAAAGAGCAGACACUGUGCAUCCUAGCCAAUAUUGCAGAUGGGACAACAGCAAAAGAGCUCAUUAUGACCAAUGAUGACAUCCUGCAGAAAAUCAAAUACUACAUGGGUCAUUCACAUGUCAAACUGCAGCUUGCCGCUAUGUUUUGUAUAUCAAACCUCAUAUGGAACGAAGAGGAAGGUUCACAGGAACGCCAGGAUAAAUUACGAGACAUGGGGAUUGUAGAUAUUCUACACAAACUGAGUCAGUCGGCAGACUCAAACCUCUGUGACAAGGCAAAGACGGCGCUGCAGCAGUACCUGGAAUGACGGGAGAGCCCUGGGCACCUGCAAGCACCCCACACCUUUGUAAAAGGAAGUACAGGAGCUAGCCUCAUUUGACUCCUUCUAUUUGCACACGUCACCUUGGACUGCAGGGAGCUGUUUUGCAAAGCAGUUUAGUAGGCUUAGAUCUCAAAUUCAUCUUGAGAACAUUUUUUGAGGUAGUAAUUUCCUCAGAGGACCGUUGUGUUUUGUUUUGUUUUGUUUUGUUUCUGAGCUACCUGGACUCUUUAUUAGAACAAUCAAUCAUUUCCUUUGGACCUACAAUUUUUUGCCUAUGCUGCAGCCACUUUGUGAGCAAGAAUGAUUUGUGUGUGUGUGUGUGUGUGUAGUGUGUGUGUGCGUGUGUGUGUGUGUGUAUGCGUGCACACGCACGGGAGUCAGAAUGAAUGACCGUGUGGGUGAGGGAUACCUCAGAUUUUUCUUUCUUAUUUUGUGUGAAAAUCUCUUUUCUACAGAUUUUCCAGGGUUUAAGCAUUGCUUGCUGUAUAAAAAAAAAAAAAAAAAAAAUUUACUGAAUUAUAUACAGUUUGAAUGAAAUGUUAUUUUAAAAGCAAAACAAUUGUUUAGUGUUCCAUAAAAGUUAUGUUGAAUUUUGGUCAGAUGAAUAUUUGUAAGUAAAAAAAUAUAUGCAUUUCUGAACCUCAACUUACAUAGAUUUUCUUUAUAAAAACAAAAAAGACAAAAAAGAUAAGAAAAAGUUGGCUACAGUCUGCCUGAAUAACAGGCACUGUACAUGGUGCUGUGCAGAUAGUAAGCUAGCAUCUUACUGCCAUCAAUAUUAGCAGGUACAAAGCCUUUGGGUUUUGUUUUAUUUUGUUUUUUUUUUCUAGCCUAAUUCAAUAAGUUCUCAGGCUUCCAAGUCAGAAGGAUGGUGGACUAGAGCAAUGUAAGGAACGGUCACUGUAGGCUUUGAAGCAUCAAAGGGAGAGAGAGGCUAAUAGUACAAGCCUAUCAAGGACCAGGUGGGCUGGCUUUGACAGGACUGGGGACUGGAAGCCUCCCAGCAUCCCUAAAUCUUAUCAUUAGUGUGGCAGUAUCUGGCAGGGCCUCAGAGCAAACCUGGAGAGCAGGUUGCCACUUCCUGGAAACAAUCCAGAUCACCGGGUGCCUCCUGCAGCAGCGUGUGUUGCUAGGAGACCAGCUUGUUCUACAAACAUGUCCUAGAAAGACAUGGGGACUGCUGGGUGCUGCACUCACCUAAAAUGAAAUAGGAAGUCUUUUCCUGAAUGAAGCUAAAAUACUUCAUGUUGAGAAAAGGGAGGAGAAUCACCCCGUAGUGACUGAAAAGUCUUUUGGGCGGGGAGGGGAGUAUCUGCUUCAAAUUGAACUCAACAGAGGUAGGAGCAAACAGCUUUCCUUCUUUUGACCAGGAAGUUGGAGGCAUGGCAGGCAGUGUGUGCAGCUGCUGGGGCCCACACCUCCCACCAGCCACUCCUGACAGGGCUGCUCACCUGAGAGCUGGUCUGUCACCGGCCUCCACCUUCCUCCACCUUCCUCGGAAGACUUAACUAUGGUUGAUUGCAAAUGAAUGUUUUUAAAAUGUUGUAUUUAAUGCAAUGCUUCCUGUUCUCCAUAUGGCCACCCAAGAUACAAACACAGAGAUUUCCAAGUUGUUUUUUCCAGAACAUCACCGACUUUAAAAGCUGUCACAGCAGAACUUGGGUUUUGUGUAGACGUCAGAGUGCUGAUGUGAGACAACCUGGGAAUGAAGCCUUCCCCGGGCCACUUAUUGCGGCUGCUGGUGUUGAGACUGCACUCUUCGAUAGCGUUUUUGUAACAAGAUGCUUCAGCGCCAGUUUUAGAAAGUACCAGUAAAUAUAAAGAAACCAGUAACACAUUGCUGAGACAAUCGUGAACCCAAAUAGCAUGAAAGAGUUGAAGACCCCUUGAACUCUGUGGAUAAAUCUUGCCUGUGGGUAUAAGCAAUGGUCACACAAAAAGUGCUUUACUAUAAUUAACUUUUCUGAUUUGAAUGAAGGGAAAUGUAUUUAUUAAAACAAAGCUGUUUGCUGCUUUAGGCAGGUGCAGUGUUUGGUCAGUAAGGAAGUGGGGAGAGUGGGGCGUGGUCUUAUGUCUACACCCAAGUUCUUAAUGAAGCUUCUGCCUCCAAUACUGCAUUCUGUUUCUCCUUUUGUGCCCUGAUUGUAACCCAAAAUUUAUAAACUAGAGAAGAAUGUCAAAUCUAAUAAGUUGCAUUUUUUUUUCCUUAAGCACUUUAUUCAGAACAAUACAUGUUCUUCUGGUAGUGUUUGGAUAAUAUGAUUUUAACACGUGCUAAUAAAAGCCAAGAAAAGUCAUGGCAA